Molecule: messenger RNA, 1029 nt
Organism: Symbiodinium sp. CCMP2592
Lineage: Eukaryota; Dinophyceae; Suessiales; Symbiodiniaceae
Source: the annotation of a GenBank genome assembly
AUGGCUCCGGCUGGCUUAGACCUUUCGCUGGAAGAGGUCAUCAAAACCUCCAAAGGGGAUGGAAGGGGCAAAGGAAGAAAGCAGGAGGCUGCAGCCAAGGAGUCCAAGGCAGAGAAGGAGGAAGAGAUCAAUCUGGACAUGAGCCUGGACGAACUCAUCGAGAAGGAGUAUGUGCCAGCGAAGGGCAAGGGCAAGGGCAAGAAGGACGAGUCCUGGGACAGUUGGCAGCCGGAGCGUGCGCCGAAAGGAAAGUCCUGGGAUGCAGCAGCAGAUUGGAGUUAUGAAAAGCCCAAAAACGCAGGCAGCUCGUGGAAAGAUUGGAAAGACACGGACAAAUGGAAGCCAGCAGGUGGUGGUGGAGCCAAGUGGAAGGAAGCCGAAACUUGGAAGGAGCCGGACACGUGGAAGAAGAACGAUUGGAAGAAGGCGGAUGGCUGGAAAACAGAUUGGAGCAGCCAAAGCCAGGGUAAGCAAGACUGGUCAAGUGGCGCGGGUUCAGGCAAGUGGGAUGACGACUGGAAAGCAAAGUCCAGCAAAAGUCAGGACUGGGGCUAUGGCGCCACCAAAGCUUCAUGGGGCAGUUCGAGCCAAAACUGGCAGUCCCAAAGCACUCGCGUCGUCGAAGGACGGGGCUGGUCGGAUCACCGCUCUGCAGAGUCCGUCUGGACCCGACCAGCAAAGACGGAGAGCGAGCGCGAGGAGCGGUGGAACUCAAUGGCUCCUCACAGCUACAGCGACGUGCGAGACAGACGGUUCGCCACAUGGCGGGAUGAUCGCAGGGAACAUGACUACCGAGAUAAUGGCUAUGACGCUAGAGAUCGCCGUGAGCCGGAUAGCCAAUGGCCCCGGGGCCGCUCGCGCUCUCCACCGCGUCGUUAUUACGAUGAAGUUCCCAGGGGGAGCAUGAUCCUGGUCGAGAACAUCCCUCCGGGCCUAGACUCGCGGGACAUCAAGGAUGCGUUCCAAUCUGCAACUGGCACAGUCAACAGCUGCAAGCUGGGAAAGACAGCAAGAGCACAGGUUGGCUAA